Molecule: messenger RNA, 648 nt
Organism: Armigeres subalbatus
Lineage: Eukaryota; Metazoa; Arthropoda; Insecta; Diptera; Culicidae
Product: mannosyl-oligosaccharide alpha-1,2-mannosidase IA-like
Exons: 2
Coding region: 1-648 (215 amino acids)
Source: RefSeq, a predicted model, not a curated record
AUGCUUCCCACGUAUCAGCGAAUAGGCGGCACCAGCCAACCGUCGAAUCCGCUGCUCUCGGUGCGGCGCUCGUUUCGCUCGAGCGAAAAGUGUCUCAUCCUGCUGGUGCUGCUGACGUUCGGGUUCGUGUGUUUCGGUGGCUUUUUCUUCCUGCCGGAUAAUUUCGGCGCCGACCGGGUCCUCAAGGUGUACAAACAGUUCCAGAGGGCGGGGCCGGAGAUAUUCAUCCCACCACCGCCACCGGCGCACGGCAUGGACGGCGACGAGGACCUCCACAAGCAGAACGACCGCGAGAAGCUGCAGGAGAAAAUUCAGAAGGAACUGCCGGAUGACUUUCUGGAGAAGCCAGAUCUUGACGAGGGCCGCACCGGAGGGCCCGAAUUUGACAAUGCUCUUGAUUCGGGGGUGCCUGCGGGGGAUGCACCCGGUCCGGUAGCGGGCGGUCCGGAAGGGGUGGUAGCGCCACCGCAAAUUUUGGAGGAACCCGAUCUCAAGGGAGGCGCAUCGUCGUCGUCGAGGGGAUCAACGGCCGGCAGUGGCGCGUUCCAGACUUUCAAUACGUCCGUGGGAGAAGAUGCUGAUCCGGCGGUUCGCGAGAAGCGCAACAAAGUAAAAGAGUUGAACAAGACGUGUAUGAAGUUCGCGUGA